AUGCUCUCUCGUAUCGCCUACCUCUUUGCGUUCAUCGCUUCUGUGGUAUUUGUUCAGGCGCAAGAUGAUGCUUGGCAUUUGGAUUAUAUCUAUGUCCUCGCCAAUGAGGAGAUAGAUCCCAUCGUCUCUCCCAACCAGCAAUCUUCACACAUGCACAAGAUUAUUGGUGGUUCCAGGAUGGCGGCCUUUUACAACUCGGAUUAUUAUACUUCCGCCUCUUGUUCGUCGCUUCGACAACAAGCUGACAAGUCUAAUUAUUGGAUGCCCAAUCUUUAUGUUGUCGACUCGAGCACCGGAAAAUUCGUGCCCGUCCCCGCACAUGUCCGAUUCUAUUAUUUCCUCGCUCGUAACUCUCAAUACCAAUACGUCAGCCCAUUCCCUAAAGGCUUGCGGAUCUUGACCGGUAACCCCAAUAAUAAAUCACCCACCAACGUCGCUCAAUUCACAUGUCAGGUAAAUGAGGACUUUUCCAAUUCCCUCGUCGCCAACAAUUUCAACUUCAACCGUGAUUGUCCCUGGGGUAUGAAGACCGAGUUGUUCUACCCUCCAUGUUGGGAUGGUGUGAACUUGUACAAGUCCGAUGGCUCCCAUAUGGCUUGGCCCGAUAAUGGUGUUCGAAGUGGUUCUUGCCCUUGGUCCCACCCUGUUCGUCUUCCCGCCAUCCAAUUGGAGUACACUUGGAUGACUUCCAACUACAACCCCGGUCAAGCUCUUGCUGGUAACCUUGCUUGGGCUAAUGGAGAUACCACUGGUUACGGGGUUCACGGUGACUUCGUCGAAGGUUGGGACCAACCUGUCCUUGCCAAAGCUCUGAACGCUACCGGAUGUGUCGACCUCGGCCAUGCUAUUACCAUGGGCGAAUGUCCCGUCCUGAAUGCUUAUUUCGACGACGCCAAAGCUCAAGCCUGUAAACCUGAGCGAGGUGAACUGCAAGAGUCCUUCGGCAAUUUGGACAACGUCCCCAUCCCUCGACUCCCAGGUUGUAACCCUCUCUGGGGUGCUUCCGGUGCCAAACCGGGCUGUAACCCUGCGAUCGCUGGACUCGAUGUCUCCUCCAUGACUGGUUCCGACGGACCCUAUGUCGCAUCAGCUGCAGACAACAAGCAAUUCAAACUCCCCACAACCCCCGGUUGGACCAACAUUGCUUGUUUGAAAGAUAUCAGCUCCGUUACUGGUGGUGUUUCUUACACCGAUUCCGCCAUGACUGUCGAGUCUUGUCAAUCAUCUUGUUUAGCUGCGGGAUACCAAUACGCCGGUACCGGUCAAGUCGGUGCUUGGAAUUGUGUAUGUGGUAAUGCCAUUCGAUCUACUGCAAGUGUCUACCCUGGAAUGUGUACUACCCCUUGUCCUGGUAACAGCAAGCAACAAUGUGGUGGUUCUUAUAUAUUCAACGUCUGGUACGCUGCGAACGGCACCGCUCAAAACUCCACCACCCUUGCCGACGGCUCUCAAUAUCUUGGUUGUUACAACAACCCUAGCACAGCUUCCAAUGGUCUCCUUGGUUCAUCUACUUACAACUUCCAGUCCGGUUCGAUGACCACCGAGACUUGUAUCGCGGCUUGUCACAAUAUGAAAACAAACUGGGCAUUAACAACCUCUGCUAAAUGGUGUUAUUGCGGUAACGACUGGAACUUUGGAACCGGUGCAAUUGUACCCUCCUCCUACUGUACAGUAGCCUGUACCGGAAACUCCACCGAGAAAUGUGGUGAUUACUAUCGAUCGUCCCUUUAUAACAUUUCCGAAGCCAACGUUGAGAAAUCUUCCGUCUACCACCCUACCGGAUGGCAAGGUUGUUACCAAGAUCUAAGUGGACAUCUCGCUCUUACCAACAACUCCUGGUCUGGAACCAUCACACCUCAGAGCUGUAUCAACGGUUGUUCCGAACUCGGUUACACCUAUGCUGGUGUUGAGAACGGAAAGACUUGUUACUGUGGAUCAUCACCUCAAACAACUCAACGACUCCCCGUCAGUCAAUGUUCGACUGCCUGUACCGGUAACUCCACAGCUGUAUGUGGUGGAGCCAGCGCCAUGGACCUGUAUACUACCGCUGCUGCCAAUACUACGGUUGACACUGUCAAGGCCAGCAAGCCGGCUGGGUACCUCGGUUGUUUCCAAGAUUCCGGUUCUAAUAUCGCUUUCCCCAACUACUACUCUUACACCGUCAACCCGAUGUCCGUCGAGAUUUGCAAGCAAUCAUGUUUGGAACUUGGCUAUUCCUACGCUGGUGUCGAAAAUGGUAACCAAUGUCGAUGCGGUAACAACGUUCCCAAGACCACUCAGUAUGUUGGAAAUCUCUACUGCAACAAGGCUUGUUCCGGCAACUCCUCCGAGACCUGUGGGGCCGGGGGUUUCCUUGAAGCCUAUACUCUUGACGCCGCGUCAAUAAGUCCAGUCAUGCCCGGUCAAUCCGCUGCAGACUAUGUCACUUGUUACGAAAACUCCAAUCGAGGUCUCACCAACUACACCUACUACGACAACGGCAUGACCGUUGAGAAAUGUAGAACAACAUGUAGCGAGUUUGGUUACGGUCUCGCUUCAGUCUAUCUCAGCAAGUAUUGCGGUUGCGGUAACGCCUGGACAGGUGCUACUCAAAAAUACCCCUCUAGCUCUUGUCAAUACUACAAGUGCGGUGGUAAUUCUACCGAGUAUUGUGGUGGUCAGACUCAAGCGGCUGUGUACAACACCUCAGAGGUGACCGUGGUCAUCAACAAACCCGACGGCUGGGUCUCAUGUUGGACCGAUUCUGGAUCUGCUAGAACCCUUCAGGAUUACUCGUACUCGGCCACACCCAUGUCUGGGAAGGCGUGCCGAGUUGCUUGUGCCAAUCAAGGAUACGCCUACGCCGGUACUGAAUCUGGUAACCAAUGUUUCUGUGGCAACAAGAUCGCAGGUGGUGCCAAAGCGCCUACUUCCUCUUGUAACACUCAAUGUAGCGGAUACGCCAACGAGACCUGCGGUGCUUCUGGCUACAUGGACUUGUACAAUGCAACCGGCGCCGCAGCCAACAACGGUAUUAAAGGUUAUCUCGGUUGUUUCACCGAUGAUUCUGCCUUCAACGGUAAUUCCUACGUCAGUGACUGGAUGACCGUCGACUCUUGUAACCAAUGGUGUUAUGCCAGAGGUUCCGCCUAUGCUGGUGUCCGAAACGGUAACCAGUGUAAGUGUGGUAGCGUCGCCCCUACCCUCGUUACCACCACCGCUUCUUGUAACAACCCUUGUUCCGGUAACUCGACUCAAAAUUGUGGUACCGCAUCGACCAUCGCAACCUAUCAACUGUCCAACACUGGUAUCAAAUCAGGCGACUAUCCUGUCACCUCUAACAGUACAGGAUACGUUGCCUGUUACCACGAGGGGUCUUCCAAAUUACUGCCUACUUACUACUUCUCCUCAUCGUCCAUGACCAACGAUCUCUGUAUCUCCAACUGUAAAUCCCUUGGUUACGCCUUUGCCGGUAGUGAGUAUGGAACUCAAUGUUACUGUGCCGCCAAACUCGAUCCUGCAUCCGCUGGUUACCGCGUGGCCGAAAGUCAAUGUUCGAUGCAGUGUGGAGGCAAGACUGGUAUUUGUGGAAAUGGUAACGUUCUUUCGGUUUACUCAACCGCCAACGCCACCAUUUCCACUCCAAGUGUUGAAGGCCUCAAAGGAUGUUACGCUUCCGGUACAUUCGGUCAAGCACCUCCGCUUUCAUACUCUGGUGGUUACAUGACCUCGGAUCUUUGUCGAAGAGCUUGUCGAAACGGUGGCUUCUCUAUGGCUGGUCUCACCAACGGUAACACUUGUGUAUGUGGUAACAGCGCCACCUACGGUGCUGCCGCUGCUCCCGCAACUUGUAACGCCCCCUGUCAAGGUAACACCACUCAAACCUGUGGAGCCACCUUUUCCUCAGCUUGGUCCAUUUACGAUACUACCGGAGCCGGUUCUCAAACACCUUCUGGAUUCCCUGCCAACUAUAUCGGUUGUGUCAAUGACGGGUCUCCCCGUGUUUUACCCAACUAUUCGAUCACUAACGGUGGUAUGUCCACUGACAACUGUCGAAAGAUUUGUGUUGCUGCUGGUUACAACAACUACGGAACAGAGUCUGGUACUCAAUGUUACUGUGGUACAACCAAACCAGUCUCACCAUUAUUACCCGACACCCAGUGUAACACCAAGUGUCCUGGUGCUCCCACAGAAAGCUGCGGUGCUGGUGGUAAAUUAUCACUGUAUUCCAUCAGCGGCGCAUCGACUCCCAACACCACCGCUUCGGUCACCGCCAGCGCUUCCGCCUCUGCCUCCAAGUCUGCCAGCUCUUCAGUCUCAUCCGUUUCGAAAGCCGCCUCGUCCGUCACUGCUCCAGUCACCAGCAGCAUCUCAAAGGCUUCUUCCGUCUCCAGCAGUGUCUCCAAGGCCGCUUCGACCUCGAGUAGCGCGAGUUCCAGCAGCGCCUCCAAAGCUGCUUCGACCUCAAGUAGCGCGGUGAUCAGCAGCGCCUCCAAGGCUGCUUCAUCGGUCACUGUCGCCUCCUCUAGCACUGUGAAACCCUCUUCGGUCACUUCCGCAUCAACGACCAAGGCUUCAUCGGCUGCGCCCACUUCCAGCAGUACUUCCAAAUCUGCCAGCAGCAGUAGUUCAUCAAAGGCAUCGAUACCCGCUGGCGGAGCAAUAGCGACUGGCGGUACUCUUAGUGUCACAACGUCAACUUCUCCUUCGGCCGUGACUAAACCCGCGACCUCCAGUGUGACUGUAGCUAGCUCCAGUAAAGCUGCAACAAGCAAAGCGGUCACGGUUACUUCCACCACCACCGUCAAGUCUUCCACUGCGUCGUCGAGUACCACCACAUCCACCGCUGCUAUCCCAACUGGAACUGCUCUUGGAUGUUACACCGGCAGUAACACCGCCUUCUCGUCUUCAGUCAUGACAGGACACGACAACCUCACACCUGGCAUGUGUCAAAUCUGGUGUAACGCCAAUUACUACACAUACUCUGGUCUCUCUGGAGGUAACACUUGUGGAUGUUCCAACACUUUAACCGGGUUGACAUCAGCUUCCUCGACAAGCUGUUCCACCAAGUGUUCCGGUGACGGCACCCAGAACUGUGGUGGAACGUUGAACGCUACUUACUCCGUUUACCGAGCUCAAGCUGCGAGUCGACCAGCUAAAAGAUUCGACUCUGAUUCAGCCUCGAUCCGUCGACCAAGAGAUAAAGCCGAGAGAAGAAUAGUGCAUGCUCCUCGAGUCGAACAUCAACGGGAAGCUGUGAACAAGAAAAGGGGAAAGGGCAUCUUUGCUAAGUGGUAA
This is a messenger RNA of Kwoniella shivajii, 5277 nucleotides long. RefSeq lists its product as uncharacterized. The record is from RefSeq and is a predicted model, not a curated record. The transcript has 2 exons. NCBI's taxonomy places the organism in Eukaryota, Fungi, Basidiomycota, Tremellomycetes, Tremellales, Cryptococcaceae. The coding region runs from base 1 to 5277 and encodes 1758 amino acids.